AUGGAAGGAGUGUCUUCAGCAUCCAUUGAAGUUCUUCUCCAAAACCUCAUCAACCUUUUUAGUGAAGAGUACUCUUUACUUCGAAGUUUCGAUGAAGAUGCCCAGCAGCUGCAGAGGACAUUGGGGAUGAUUCAAGCCUACUUGAAUGAUGCUGAGAAGAAAUCCAUCACCCAAGAUGCCGUCAAGCUAUGGUUGAGGGAGCUUGAAGCCGUGGCUUUCGAUGCUGAAAAUAUCUUGGAUGAACUCAGCUAUCAUCUUCUCCACAAAAAAGUGAAGAAAAUGAAAUCAUCCAAGGAUAAGAGCAACAGAUCUUGGCAUUCAAAGCAUGGUUGUGAAUGCACCUGCUCCGCUGUUGCUCAUACUUCCGUCGAGACGGAUUCGUUCAGUCUUGAUCCAAUCUUUAUUGGAAGAGAUGAGGAUCUGCCUAAACUAGUUGACAUUCUCACUCAGAAACCCCCAGUGGAAGAGAAAAGGGUGUUCUCAAGCCUUGCUCUAGUGGGAAUGGGGGGUAUGGGGAAAACUACGUUGACUAGAAAAGUCUUUAAUCAUGAAAGGGUAAAGGCUCGAUUCGGAUCACUAAUUUGGGUUCAUGUUUCUCAAACUUUUGACGCAAUUAGUCUUUUCAACAAAAUACUUUAUAAGGUGACUAAAAAGGCUAGUGAUGGAGUUGAGAACAGCGAUGAUAUUUUGGAAAAAACUCAAAAAGCUCUCAAGGCUAGAGUUGAGAGCAGAGAUGAUAUCCUAGAAAAGCUUCAAGAAGCUCUCAAGGGUAAAACUUAUCUCCUUGUUCUUGAUGAUGUUUGGAAUGAUGAUGUUUCGAAAUGGGAAGGCUUUAUAAACUCCGUACUGGGAGUUACUUCUACUAAAGGAAAUGGCAUUAUCGUCACCACCAGGAGUGAAAAUGUUGCUUCCAUUGUUAACCCAUUUCAUAUUCAUCAUUUGAAUGGCUUAUCAGAUGAAGAUUGUUGGUCUAUAAUCAAAGUCAAAACUUUUGAUGAAAAUGGUGAAGUUCCAUCACGAUUAGAGAUGAUUGGAAGAAAGAUUGCUAAAAGAUGUCAGGGUAUGCCCUUAGCUGCUAAUGUAGUCGGGGGAGUGCUUCGCGGUAAGCCUGAAGAAGAGUGGAGCUUCAUCAAUGAAAAUUGGUUUUCAGAUGCUAAAGGAGGUGAAAAUAUCUCAAAAAUACUGAAAUUGAGCUAUGAUCACCUCUCUUCACCAUGGCUCAAGAAGUGCUUCACGUUUUGUUCGAUUUUCCCCAAAGGUCGGGAGAUCAAGAAGGAGGAGUUGAUUGAACUAUGGAUGGGAGAAGAGUUUCUUCAACCAAGCCGAAGAAAUUAUAUGGAGUUUGUGGGAAACAUGUUUUUUAAUGUGCUUCUACAGAAUUCUUUGUUGCAAGUUCAAUGGAAAGAUAUUUAUGGAAAUGUUUUAUAUUGUGUGAUGCAUGAUCUUGUGCAUGAUCUUGCAUCCUCAAUCCUAGCCAAUAAUGCAGAUGGCAGCAUUGUAAUUCGAUACAAGUUUCUUGAAGAAGAAUCAAGUCCCAUUCCAAAAAAUGUUGCUAAGCAUUUGCGUACAUUAUUCUUGAAAGGUGGAAUUCCUGGUACUAUAUUAUCAAACUUUCAAUGUCUGCAUAAUCUGACUCUUUCCGGUGAUUAA
Molecule: messenger RNA, 1650 nt
Organism: Salvia hispanica
Lineage: Eukaryota; Viridiplantae; Streptophyta; Magnoliopsida; Lamiales; Lamiaceae
Source: RefSeq, a predicted model, not a curated record